Messenger RNA from Cordyceps fumosorosea ARSEF 2679, 621 nucleotides. RefSeq lists its product as hypothetical. The coding region runs from base 1 to 621 and encodes 206 amino acids. The record is from RefSeq and is a predicted model, not a curated record. The transcript is spliced from 2 exons. NCBI's taxonomy places the organism in Eukaryota, Fungi, Ascomycota, Sordariomycetes, Hypocreales, Cordycipitaceae.
AUGUCCAGCCAAAACCCAUUCAUUGCUGCCGGUUGCAAGGGAGCCAAGGACGGACUAUGCAACCUGAACGAAUUCAUCGAGUACAUCUCCAAAGAACCACUGAAGGGCGUCGCCGUCACCACUGAAGAGUUCCCCGACGUUGAAAGCGCUGUGGUCCAGGACGCUAAGAAAGACUAUGCCGUUCUCGUCAGGAAAGUCGGCGAGAAGGUUACCGGCAAGCUGGACGCGACUCCCAUUAACAAGGCAGAGCUCGAGCUCUUCCAGCAGUCCGGAAAGAAGGCCUUCAUUGCCAUGGAUGCCGUGUUGAAGGAGCGCGGGAAGGCUGCCAUCGAGAAGUUGCGCCAACAGUCCCAGGGCCGGUGGCCGGAGAGACCACAGCUCUCAAGGUCGUCACCAAGCUCGACGAGCAAGGAAAAACUGCAGCAUGCGAUCGGGUCGUCGACGGCGGAGUGGGCGGCGCUGAUUGAGGUGCAGAGGCGCAAGGAAGCGCCGGAGCAGCCGGCUGCGGAGGAGGAGCCGAAGCGCGAGCUGCCCCGUUCGGCCGCCGCGUUCCGCGCCCAGCUCGCAGCCGCCGCCGCUUCAGUGGCCGGCGGCAUACAUGAACUAAAUCUAAGGAAGUAA